Messenger RNA from Salvia miltiorrhiza (redroot sage), 2358 nucleotides. RefSeq lists its product as uncharacterized. Lineage: Eukaryota; Viridiplantae; Streptophyta; Magnoliopsida; Lamiales; Lamiaceae. The transcript is spliced from 4 exons. The coding region runs from base 252 to 2084 and encodes 610 amino acids. The record is from RefSeq and is a predicted model, not a curated record.
GAUCGCUUAAAAAACACAAUUUUAAUAAGAUAAUUACUCCUAUAAUUCUUCUUUAGUUUGGGGGAGAUAAUCUGCUACUUUUAUGUAAAGAAACUGUCCUCUACGAUCAAUCACUAUUCGCAGCUCUUCCUAUCAGAAAAUCAGAACAAACGGAACGGCGUCUGCAGCAGUUUCGCCUCACCCUUGCAUCUUGUUCAUUCUUUUGUUUUGUCCUGUAUCUUGAAAUUAGGUUUUAGGUUUCAGAUGCGGGUAUGGAAGACGAUAAGGGGAUAAAAUUGGAGGAGCAGGAAAAUGGGAACUGUUUUGGUAGUGGGGAGUGCUUUGGAUGUUUUGAUUUGCAAGAUAAAAUGAAAAAGGCCAAUGACAAAUGUGCGAAUCUGGAAAUUGAUAUUGGAAAGAAAAACUCUAUAAUUGAACGUCUGGAGUGUAAGGUUGGCUUUAUGGAACUGGAAAAUAUCGAAUUCCUGGAUGAGGUAAGAAAGUUGAAACAGAGGAACGAAGAGCUUGAAAAGAGCAUUCGAGAUAGUGAGGAGGAGCAGGAGAAGUUUACUCAUUUGAUGAUUGAGAAUGAGGUUUUGUUGUGUGAGAAGAGGAAAGCUGAAAGCGACCUUGAGCGAUGGAAGUUAAAAUGUAAAGAAAUGGAGGCUCAGGUAAUGGAGUUGGAGAAGAAACUAGCCACUGGAACAACAAAGGCGGUUCGAGAUUCGCAAGAUAUGUGUUCGGGGAAGAUAAAUCAUCGAGGUGGUUCACUAUCUGGAUUUAAUGUUGAAGGUGGGCAGCCAUCAGCUUUACGGGCUGCAACGGAAAAUGAAGCAAAUAACGGCAGAUCCCCCGCUAGCAGCCCGUCUAAUCAUUAUGCCGAUACGGAUGGAUUAAAGGGAAGCCAGAAAUGUUUAAUCAAAUCAAGAGUCAGAAAAUGCCUAGACUUUGCUGCGGAAAUAAGUCCUCUUCAGAAAUCAUCUCCCUCGAGCCCUGGCAGUAGGCCACCUCUUGAACCUAUUUAUGUUGGUGACAGCGAUGAUGAUCUUGACAUUGUCCAUGUAUCUUUACCUGCUGUUGAUUGUGACAAACAGAGAAAGGUUCAGAGGUCAAGCGGUGUUGCAUUAGAGUCUGUGGAUGUAGAGGAGUUGCCCUUGAAAAAUAUGCAUGGGGCAACUGCUGAACAUCAGAGCGAUGAAGAGGAAACUAGUUGCUCUACUGCUGGACAACCAUUUCGGAUGCAUAAGAGGAGGAAAGUUGGGAAAGUAGUUGCUCAAAUAGUUAGUAGUGAGAGUGAAAGCGAUGAUAAAAUCCCAAUUUCUAGACUGGCACGUCGUCGUGAUACUCAGUUAAGGAGAAAAUCUGUUAAUGAUUCUUGUUCUGGGGACAAUCCCAGAAAAGUCACCCCCAGACGACGUUUGCUGAGGGUUGGAGAUAUUAAAGAUAACAGUGUUUCGGGUAAAUGUUCUCAGAGGAGCUCUGGAAACCAGGGUGAUAUAGGAAUAUCAGAGAAUAUGAAUGAUACUCUACUUGAAGAUGAAAUCGAACAAGAUGAGUCAACUUCUGAAGGUGAAAGUUUGGGUGGUUUUAUUGUUGAUGUAUCAGAUUGUGACUCUGGGUCCAACUGCAAUGACAUGUCUGAACAUGAUGGCUCAUUCUCCGGGGAUUCUUUGGACAAAGCUGAAAGUGCAUCGGAAUGUAGUAUAGGAUAUGAUAAAAUCAUAUCUAGUUUCCGGAGGGGGAGAAAGGACAAACUGAAGUGGGAGUAUGAAUCAGAUAUGCUUGCCGAUUUUGGCAAGUCCGCUGAACUAUGUAUGAAGGCAAUAUGUGCACUUUAUCGCCAGCAAACAUCUGAGGAGAAAUCUUAUAAAGCAACCAUACACCGCAAUGGACGAGGGUUCAACCAGAUGCAUGCACCAAGUGGCAGUGCCUUGGCUGAAUUUCUUACUGAUGGAAACCCCCAUGCUGACAUGAAUAAGACAGUGGAAGAGCUGCAAAACAUCGAUCCAAAGGGUGUUGAACAGUGCCGAAAAUUGGCGACUCACUACUCUAAACAGUUAUUCGAAAUCUACAAGCAAGAAGAGGAUCCCUUCUUUCGCCCUUGAUAAACUGACUGGCUUGCGUAGAAUGCAUGAAGUAGAAAACUCAGGUUUUUGGUGUAACAAGUUGUAUUUACUUGUUACUCUUCAAUGUAUAUAUAUGCCUCUUUUGGUGUUUGUUGUUAGUCUGAUGGUUAAAUGUCUGAUAUGCCAUGGGCCUGUUUGAGAUUAUUACUCUUAUAGUAGGAAGCUAAUGUGCUAGGCCUCUUUUAUUUAUGCAAAUGUAGGUUCUGAACUAGUUAUUUUGACCAAUAUAACAUGCUUCAUGUUGCAAGAGAAA